Molecule: messenger RNA, 827 nt
Organism: Eurytemora carolleeae
Lineage: Eukaryota; Metazoa; Arthropoda; Copepoda; Calanoida; Temoridae
Product: FAS-associated factor 1
Exons: 10
Coding region: 1-816 (271 amino acids)
Source: RefSeq, a predicted model, not a curated record
AUGGUUGAACCUAUGGAUAUUGGAGAGGCUCUUCAGCAUUUAGAGAACAGUAACUGGGUACUAGUUGAUGCUGUUAAUGUGGCAAUUCCUGUUCAAGCUGCUCAGCAGGGUGUGGACCCCCUAGCUCCUGUCCUACCUAUGAAUGCAGAGGAACCUGAACCUAUAUUUAUCCCUGAUGACCCUCCGUCCUUCCCUCCGAUGAUGUCCUCCUCCUCCUUCCCACAAAUGAUGCCUCCGCUUCAGGACACGUUUGCUAGUUAUCUUAAUCCAGAUGUUGCAGGAAGUAGUAGGAGUGCUGGAGUGUCUCUGGCCAGUGACUAUCUGCCUCUGGGAGCAUCUCAAAGGAGUCGGAUGCUGGAACUGAAUAUAGAGUAUAGAGACAGAAUGAUUCAUCUCAAGGUUCCAGACAAUCAAUCCAUCCAGGUUGUAAAAGAUCUGCUGUUAGCAGAGACUGGAGUUUCACCGUGUCAACAAGAAAUCAGGGGUUGGUCGGCGAACUCGAUGUUUCCCCCCUCAGAUAGAAGAUUAUUAUCAGAGCUAAAUCUACCCAAGGAAAAUUUCCUUUAUCUCCUGACCCCAGAGAUACCUGCAGUUGUAGCUGAACCAGAACCAGAAGAGAUCAUAGUCUUACCCUCAUAUACACUUACUAUUAUAGAUUUACUUCAUGAUAAGACGUAUACGCUCCCGUUUACUGGAAACCAAUUAGUGAAUCAUGUGAAGAGAGAUACAUCAACUGUUACAGGGAUUCCAGUAUUUAGACAGGUUUGGACAGGGUGGCCACCAACUACUCAAGGAGAAAAUACUUUAGGAACAUAAACCUUUAAAUC